CUGAAAAGGGAAAGAGAGAUCAAUGAGGAGGACAGGCAGAAAACUACGUGUUAACAAAGGGACAGAACUUUGAAGUGGAGAGCAGAGGGUUGUCAUCAUUUACAAUGUCUGCCUGCCAUGUGUAUUUGGUAUUUCUGAUCUGGUGCCAGGUUUUAAAUCUUUCAGCAGCAGAGAAUGAAGAAUCUGCUGUUGACAAUGAGAAUCGUGGAGAUGGAACUGUGUUCACUGUCCCCAGUAACAGACCCACCAGUCAUUCACCAGGAGCUGGCUGGGAGACCAAGAUUAAAGGAGCUACUUCACGUGGACAAGGAACUGCCUCAGGUUUUCGAUUUCAUCAGGAAAAGUUACUUGAAGAACUGAAGGAUUAUAAGUUUGUAUUCCCCCAGCUGCUUUCAGGAAGAGGGAAGCGGAGUAUAUCCAUACUGCCUCAGGUGUGGUAUUCAAAUCACAUCAGGAUCUCUGUGACUCUGGAGGGAAAGGAUUUAAUACUGGACCUUGAGCAGAAUAGACUCCUCUUUCCUGCACGCUUCCAGGUAUCGCACUAUGAUUCCAAUGGGACUUUGGUAACAGAGACAGACACUGAAAUGUAUCGCUGUUACUAUGCGGGAUCUGUGAGAAAAUUCCCUGGAACACAAGUCUCUGCAAGUACCUGCUCAGGACUCAGUGCUGUGAUUGUGUUCAGUAAUCGAACAUAUGUCAUUGAACCUGUUGUUGGAGAUGCAGAUGGUCGUCAUUUGUUAUACAGAGCUGAAGAUGUCCUGCCAGUACCGAGUCGCUGUGGAGUUGGAACUCCAUCUCCUGGAUUACCCCUGACUGAUCACCUCCAGCGCUCUCAGAGGGUCAAAAGGAAUGUGCUACAAGAGAUGAGAUACCUGGAGUUGGUGCUUGUAGCUGAUCGUGAAAUGUACAUAUACCUGGGGAGUAGUAAGGACGCUGUCGUGCAGAGAAUGAUUAAUGUUGUCAAUGCCGUCAAUAUGUAUUACAGACCGUUUAAAGUUUGGAUUGCUCUUAUUGGUGUGGAGGUAUGGACCACCAACCAGAUCCCCAUUGACAGUAAUCCUUCCAGAACCAUGAACCAUUUUCUCCACUGGAGAGAGACGUCCCUUCUCCCUCGACUGCGCAAUGACAACGCCCAUCUUGUCACUAGAUCCACCUUUGCAGAUGGCAUUGCUGGCUUGGCAUUGGCUAACGGUAUUUGCACUGUAGACAACUCUGGAGGAAUAAACCUGGACAGAGGGUCAAGUUUCCUGCACCUCUCUGUGACACUUGCCCAUGAGAUUGGGCACAAUCUCGGACUGUCACAUGACACAGAAGACCGCCAGUGUAACUGCCCAGAUCUGGAUGGUGGCUGUAUAAUGGAAGAGGCUAUCGGGUGGAAGUUGCCAAGGAUGUUUAGUAGCUGUAGCCGUGCGGAUUUGGAGCAAGUGUUUGACCAGGGAGUCGGGACAUGUCUGUUUAACCUCCCGGAUCCAGACCAGCUGCUGUCCCCUCCCCAGUGUGGGAACCUCUACCUGGACAGGGGCGAGGACUGUGACUGCGGCCCCCCUGCGGAGUGUACCGACCCCUGCUGUGAGCCCUCAACGUGUAAACUUAAACCUGGGGCACAGUGCCCAUCCACGGAUACCUGCUGCAAAGACUGUCAAUUCCUUCCAGCAGGGACAAUGUGCCGAGGGCUGAUGGGAGAAUGUGACCUGCCGGAGUUCUGUUCAGGAAAUUCCUCUGAUUGCCCCGAAAAUGUGUUUCUGCAACAUGGGCACAACUGCAGCAAUGGGACUUUAUACUGCAGCGAUGGUAUCUGCCAGUCUGCAGAUAAACAGUGCCAGGAGAUCUGGGGUCCUGGUGCAAGAUCUGCUGAAGAUGUAUGUUACGUAUAUACAAAUAAAGCAGGAAGCCCCUUUGGAAACUGCGGAAAGAAUGACAAUAAUGAUUACAUCAAAUGCCAAAGCAAAGAUGUGAAGUGUGGGAAGAUUCAGUGCAAGGGUGGAAAUUCCUCUCCAAUUCAAGGAGGGAAUGUACAUUUCUCCACGACCAAAUUUGAGAUUGACCACGUGCAGAUAAAAUGCAGGGGGACGUUUUCGAAUUUACCUGAUUCCAUUUCUCCAGACUUAGUUCGACAAGGUACAAAGUGUGGGGACAAGAAGGUCUGCUUUGAACAUAGAUGUCAGGAUGUAAAUCUGUUUAAUGUACAAAACUGUGAGAAGACCUGCAACUACCGAGGGGUUUGUAACAGUAAAGGGAACUGUCACUGUGAUACGGGCUGGGCUCCUCCGUUCUGUAAUGUCACAGGUUCAGGUGGCAGUAUUGACAGUGGACCCGUAGAGGACACCAGAUCAGCUCCAUCACCUGAGACAAAAGGAACUGAGCCAAACAUCCCCACAUUGCCAAGUACAACCCAAACAUCAGACACACUCAGUACCUGGACUUGGAUUGUGCCAAUGGCUGUGCUACUUCUGUUUCUGAUGGCCCUGGCUGGCUUUGUGGUGUGGUUCCUGAUGAAGAAAUUGAUGUACACCAGAGGAAGGAGACCAACUUCGACAAUAGAAACAUCAUCUGUUCUAAGAGCAGACAUUGAACUCUCCACAAGACUACAAGAUCCACUUCCAAACACAACAGUCUGACCAGAUUCAGGCGUCUGUCAGCCAAUGAUAAUAAUCUUAUGACUGUAUGAUCCCGUCUGUGAUCGGUGUAUGAUCCUGGAAUGAGAAGCUGGAUAUUUGUGGGGAAUGAUACCGAUUGGAGACAGCAGACUUAGCACAUUACUUGUGAACCUGACUGAAGAACUAAUCCUGGUGAUGGAGCAAGAAAUUAUAGUGAGGACAACAGACUCCCCCUGAGAGAGUCAAUGUGAUCCAGACAUCAGACUCUCCCUGAGAGAGUCAAUGUGAUCCAGACAACAGACUCUCCCUGAGAGAGUCAAUGUGAUCCAGACAACAGACUCUCCCUGAGGGAGUCAAUGUGAUCCAGACAACAGACUCUCCCUGAGGGAGUCAAUGUGAUCCGGACAACAGACUCCCCCUGAGAGAGUCAAUGUGAUCCGGACAACAGACUCCCCCUGAGAGAGUCAAUGUGAUCCGGAUAACAGACUCCCCCUGAGAGAGUCAAUGUGAUCCGGACAACAGACUCUCCCUGAGAGAGUCAAUGUGAUCCAAUGAGUAGUUCUUUCACUUGGUUGAUGAAACAUGGUACUGAUGAGAAAGUGAACUCCUCACAUUCACUAGCUUCCAUUUUUUUCUCCACGGGAAAUCCUGAUACAAUUUAGGGCUGUUUCUCUUU
Molecule: messenger RNA, 3273 nt
Organism: Hemiscyllium ocellatum (epaulette shark)
Lineage: Eukaryota; Metazoa; Chordata; Chondrichthyes; Orectolobiformes; Hemiscylliidae
Product: disintegrin and metalloproteinase domain-containing protein 12-like
Exons: 22
Coding region: 105-2618 (837 amino acids)
Biological process (GO): proteolysis
Molecular function (GO): metalloendopeptidase activity
Source: RefSeq, a predicted model, not a curated record